This is a messenger RNA of Solea senegalensis (Senegalese sole), 2120 nucleotides long. RefSeq names its product thymopoietin a (gene tmpoa). Gene Ontology annotation, molecular function: DNA binding. Lineage: Eukaryota; Metazoa; Chordata; Actinopteri; Pleuronectiformes; Soleidae. Bases 271 to 1401 code for a protein of 376 amino acids. The transcript is spliced from 6 exons. The record is from RefSeq and is a predicted model, not a curated record.
CACUUCAUUUCCGCCCUCCGUGACAGGAGGAAGACACGUGUUUAGCAUCUUGUCACGUUAUUAUUAUUCACUUUUUAUUACUUUUGAUUCAACAAAUUUCGCCCGUCGCCAAUAUUUCUGCGUUACCAGUGACUUCCAGCAAGAGGCGCUGGUUAGCCGUUUAACUGGGAUUCAGUACAUUCCCCCUCUGUUUCCCUCUUUUCCCUCUCGGUACUAGCUAGCUAAAUCGCCCGCGUUUCCGUACCUCUGUCCCCAAGUCUGCACGCCGACAUGCCAGAGUACCUGGAAGACCCGUCUUCGCUCACCAAGGACAAGCUGAAGAGCGAGCUGUUGGCUAACAACGUGGAGCUACCCGGCGGCAACCCGACCAAGGACGUGUACGUGCAGCUGUACCUGAAGAACCUGACCGCUCAGAACAAAAAACUCGCCAUGGACACGGCCGCGACAUGGGACGCCUUCUCCAGCGACGAGGAGCUGCCGCCGCCUGUGAUCUCCAACAGAAGCCGCUCCUCCGGCAGAAAAGCCACCAGGAAAACAGACAAGGUUCAGCUGGACGAGGUGGAUGUGACCGUGCUGACCGACGAGGGCCUGAGGGACGAGCUGCUUAAGCACGGCGUGGAUGUGGGGCCAGUCGUGGCAUCCACGCGCAAAUUGUACGAGAAGAAGCUGCAGAAGCUCCUGGACAAUGGGCCCACACCAGUUCUCCCACCACAGCAAGUCAACCACAAUGGCCACUCUGAAUCAGACCUGUACAGUGACAAGGAAGAUGAAGUGACAGCAGAACCAGAACCUGUAGCAGAGGUGAUACAGGAGCCUGAACCAAUUCCAGUGGUGGAGAGACCGUUGAGGAGCCGAGGGAAGACGCCCGUCACCACACGCACCCGCAGCAGCCAGCACCAAACGGUGGAGAAGAUCACAGCCAGUGAACAAAACACUAAAGUGGUGGAGAAGAAGGAGGUGCUGAAGGAGCUGUUCCCCAAUGACCUCAACAGUCCAACAGGAAUCUCCGCCACCUGUCGGCGUCCUAUCAGAGGAGCAGCUGGUCGUCCACUGAUGCCCAGCGACCUGUGGAACAAUGAAAACAGCUUGUUCUCUCCAAAGAUCACCAAGACCAGCAGCUCCUCGUGCUACACAGAGAGCCGCACUGUCAACAGAGUCAACAGCUUGCCCCCCUCUCUUGCUUCCAACACCACUUCCUCCUCCUCUGCCAGGCUUUUGUCUGCUGCGCCCCCUGCAGUUCAGACCAAAGUAGCGCGCCGCGGCAUGUCUCUGUGGAUUAAGCUGUUCCUGCUGGCCAUCGUGGCUGCGUUCCUGUUCUUGGUGUACCAGGCCAUGGAGACCAACGGCAUCGGUCCAUUCAUAACCUCAGACAAAGAAGAGGUCAGUGGCAGCACAGCGUAGAGAGCUCAGCGUCUGAGGGGUUAGGGGAAGCCUGUCUGCUUCCAUGGUUUUUGUUUUUUUUUUGUUUUCCAAGUGUGAAUCUGCAUUGUAGCCAUUUUUCACAGGUGCUGUGAGGUUACCUCUUCACCCCCUUAUCGUCAGCCAUCUUUAUUUUUUUAUAUAUAUAUAUAGUCCUCUUUUUUUUUCCUCCUUCAUUCUAAAGUAGUUUUUACUGAAUCCCUAAGGUGACGCGACUGUUUCAGAGACACUUCUAAGGAUUUCCAUGACAUGUGAAAGGACAGUACAGCACCUCGGCCUCACUGUCCCUGGGGUCACAACAAAGCCAGCCACUGCUCCACUUUGAGAGACACAAACACAGAUGACAUCAUAAUCCAUGUGGACUCAAUUUUUUUUUACUGAGUUUUGUUUAAUGUCAGCGUGUGUGUGUGUUUGUGAGAGAGAAAUAUUUUUCUUUAGAUUUUUUUUUUUUUUCACUUUUUGCCUUUGCUUCUGUCUCUCAGUCCUUUUAAAGCCUCCAAGAUGGAAUUUGAACCUGUAAUGUUGUUUUGUACUUGACCAUCUUUGACAUGGAGGCCUCUCAUCUUAAUUGAAUGCUUCUAUAUCUUCUUAAACCUUAUGACAAUAUUUUCUUAAUGUUCUCUUAUAAUAAAAUUGAAUGUCCCAGUGUAUCCUACUUAAUUAUGUAUUCACUGUCACAAAUAAUAAACAUCUACCCAGUA